Molecule: messenger RNA, 696 nt
Organism: Ectocarpus siliculosus
Lineage: Eukaryota; Phaeophyceae; Ectocarpales; Ectocarpaceae
Source: the annotation of a GenBank genome assembly
AUGGGAAACGCCUCCGCCAUUUUCUCCGCCGUCGGUGCGUUCUUCUGCUGCUGGAGGCACCUCCCGGGGGAGAGCGCGAGGGCCCUGGCCGCGAUCCCGUGCUGCGCCCUGCUGCUCCUGCUGCAAGAGGAUGGAAGAAUUCUCCGCGGCGACACGGGGUUCGGGGCCGCCGUCCCCGCGGGCGCACUGUCGGCGACGUGGGCCGGGUCUGCGGCCUUCUACAUUCUCUUGAAGGGAUCUUCGCUAGCAGGAGCACCGCGGUCGUCGUUUUCCCUGAUGAGCUUGUUGGGGGGGGGGCUCUUGCGACCAGCCCUGGGCGUGUACAGGGGGGUGCUGCACCACUUCCACGGCGCCUACGGGGCGGCGGACAGCCGCAGGCAUGGGGAGGCGGCGGUAGCGCUUCGGGCCGUCAGCUUUUGGACGGCGGAUUCCCCUUGGCAGCCUCUGUGGAACUUGGCCCUGCUCGCGGUUUCCGUCCCGUCCCACGCCUUCCUGGCGCGGUUCCUCUGGGGCGGGCGGGGUUCCACGCCUCAGCGAGCGUCGGAAGUGCUCGCGGCGCUGGCGAUAAACGCCCUGCCUUUGAUCGCCGCCGACCUCACCAGCAUCAACUUGAUGGGGCUUACGGGGCUUGCCGGGGGUUUGGUGCAGCUGUGGCUCCUGCGUGAGAGACAAGCAACUGGGAGACGUAUCAUCUGA